Bipolaris victoriae FI3 is the source of this 645-nucleotide messenger RNA. RefSeq lists its product as hypothetical. The annotation marks the transcript as partial. The record is from RefSeq and is a predicted model, not a curated record. The transcript has 2 exons. NCBI's taxonomy places the organism in Eukaryota, Fungi, Ascomycota, Dothideomycetes, Pleosporales, Pleosporaceae.
CCUCCAUACGCCAUACUCUCGCAUACAUGGUCAGACGGCGAGGUUACGUAUAAUGAGCUGGUAGCUGGGACGGCUGCGAACAAGGCUGGCUACGUCAAAAUUCGCUUCUGCGUAGAACAGGCAGCGAAGGAUGGCCUUGAAUAUUCCUGGGUGGACACCUGUUGCAUUAACAAAGCUACAAAUGAUGAGCUUAGUAGUGCUGUUAAUUCUAUGUUCCGCUGGUACAAACGUGCAAGAAAGUGCUAUGAAUAUGCUUUUCAACAGAGCAGAUGGUUUACACGUGGCUGUACGCUACAAGAGCUUCUUGCGCCGGCUACAGUUAAGUUCUUCUUAAGGAACGGCAAACAACUAGGCACGAAGAUAUCACUUGAGCGAGAGAUCCAUGAGAUUACUAGGAUUCCUUUAUCGGCGAUAAGAGGGCAACCAUUCACUGAGUUCAACAUCGAAGAGCGAAUGAAUUGGUCAUCCAAGCGUAAGACGACAUUGAAGGAGGACAUAAUAUACUGCUUGCUGGGGAUAUUUAGAGUACAUAUACCCCUUAUAUAUGAAGAGGAAGAAGAAUACGCAACUUUACGAUUCAAAGAGGAAAUACAAAAGCGUUCCAAGGAAAAGCUACUGGAAAUCGAAACCAUUGGCCAUCUGUAA